AUCCUCUCAGUAUCUCUCUCUUUCUCUCCCCCGCUCCUCCUCUGGGUGAGUGUUCCUGUCUCCUCCCACUCUCUCCUCCCGGCUCGGAGUGUGUGUGAGCGCUUGUGGGAGCGACGGGCGAGUGUAUGCGAGUGCCUCUCUCUCUUUCCCUCCUCGGACACUUGUCGUCUCUCCUGGGAUCCUAGCGUCCCAGUCGCCAGUGGCAGGCUUCCCCCCCUCACAGCAGUCACCAUUUCCGCCCCCGGGAGACCCACGCUGGCAGCGCAGCCCCUUCCCCGGCUCAGCAUCGGGAGGAAGACCCUGGUGGCGGCCGCCGUGGGGGUCAUGCUCGUCCUGGUGCUGGUCGUCCUCAUCCCUGUGCUGGUGAGCUCCGUGGGCACGGACGCUGGGCACUACGAGAUGCUGGGCACCUGCCGCAUGGUGUGCGACCCUUACCUGAACAAGGGCACCACCACCAGCGCCAGCAGCAUCCGGGCCGAGGCAGAGGCCCUUAGUGACCACAGCAACAUGCCCCCGCCGUCCACCUUGGUGCAGGGCCCGCAGGGGAAGCCGGGGCGACCAGGCAAGCCUGGACCUCCAGGGCCUCCUGGAGAGCCAGGUCCACCAGGGCCCAUGGGACCCCCGGGAGAAAGAGGGGACCCUGGUAGGACUGGGAUUAUGGGAAUAGGGGGCAAUGGAGCUAUCAGCACAGCUACCUACACCACCAUCCCCCGGGUGGCUUUUUAUGCCGGACUCAAGAACCCCCACGAGGGCUAUGAGAUCCUAAAGUUCGACGACGUGGUCACCAACAUGGGCAACAACUACGACGGCAUCUCGGGCAAGUUCAUCUGCAGCAUCCCAGGCACCUACUUCUUCAUCUACCAUGUGCUGAUGAGGGGUGGCGAUGGCACCAGCAUGUGGGCAGACCUCUGCAAGAACGGCCAGGUUCGAGCCAGCGCCAUUGCCCAGGAUGCAGAUCAGAAUUACGACUACGCCAGCAACAGCGUUAUCCUGCACCUGGAUGCGGGCGACGAGGUCUACAUCAAGCUGGAUGGAGGCAAGGCUCACGGGGGCAACAACAACAAGUACAGCACCUUCUCCGGUUUCAUCCUUUACGCCGACUGAAGGGGAAGGCAGAGAGGGCCUGCAGGACUACAGCAUUUCUUCUGUCUCUCUCAUUCUCUCUCUCUUUCCUUCUCUCUGUCUGUUUCCACCGGCCUCUCUUUUAAAACCGGGACUACUUCUUUGUCACGACGGUACGGGGAACACCUGCAGCAGCUCCCCCUUAUCCCCUUCCCUGUGCUGCCCUUUGACCCAGUCAGACAUCUGACAUCCAGAGAUUUUAUUUUUCGCAGAUGACUACUUUGUUGAAUUUGAAAAAAAAAAAAAAAAGCCAGCCAAAAGGACAUUGGCGU
Molecule: messenger RNA, 1394 nt
Organism: Megalops cyprinoides (Indo-Pacific tarpon)
Lineage: Eukaryota; Metazoa; Chordata; Actinopteri; Elopiformes; Megalopidae
Product: C1q-related factor-like
Exons: 2
Coding region: 325-1104 (259 amino acids)
Molecular function (GO): protein binding
Source: RefSeq, a predicted model, not a curated record